This is a messenger RNA of Diuraphis noxia (Russian wheat aphid), 395 nucleotides long. RefSeq lists its product as uncharacterized. The record is from RefSeq and is a predicted model, not a curated record. NCBI's taxonomy places the organism in Eukaryota, Metazoa, Arthropoda, Insecta, Hemiptera, Aphididae.
AUGAUUGUCAAAAAAGACCAAUAUAGUAAUUUUGAAUCAGAAACAGAUGACGAAGUUAUGCAAACAAUAAAUAAUGAAAAUGAUGAAUCAUUAUCUUCUUCGUCAAUUUCCGAACAUGGUAUAGAAGGAAUGAAGAAAUCGAAAUUGAAACAAACGAAAUCUUCUUCCACUGGCAUUUCGGAAGGGGAAAAGGAAACGAAUAUGGCGACACAAAAAUCGGAAUCGAUUCAAUUUGAACGCAACUUGAAAAAUAAAAAAUAUGACAAUCAAGGAGAUGAAAAUUACACCGGAUGCGGUUGUCAAUGAAUUACUGUAAAAUUUAGUCGUAUCUAUUAUUAUAUUAUUAUGUCACUAUUGAAUAUUAUAUUUUUCAUUAUCGUAUAAGAGUYAUAACA